AAGGUAUAAUAUGUGAUUCCGUGAUUCACUUGUUAUUGAUUUAGGUUUGGAUUGGAUACCUUUUGGUGCUAUUUGAAAAUGGCGGCAACCACUGCCCCAAAACCUGCGUUCACCGCCCUCCCUUCUUCAUCAUCAUCAUCUUCCCAGAAGCCCUUUCUGCGUCUCGCCCUCCAAUUUCCCUCCCUCCCAAACAGUUCCUAUCACUCCCAACGCCCUUCUCUCAAAAUCUCCAGCGCCCUCUCCGAUGCAACCGCGAAAACCACCACCGCCGCCGCCGCCGAAGAUUUUGUCUCCCGAUUCGGCCUGGAGGAGCCCCGCAAGGGCGCCGACAUCCUCGUGGAGGCGCUGGAGCGGCAGGGCGUGACGGACGUGUUCGCCUACCCCGGUGGUGCUUCCAUGGAGAUCCACCAGGCACUCACCCGCUCCGCCUCCAUCCGCAACGUCCUCCCCCGCCACGAGCAGGGUGGCGUCUUCGCCGCCGAGGGCUACGCCCGUUCCUCCGGCAUCCCCGGCGUCUGCAUCGCCACCUCCGGCCCCGGCGCCACCAACCUCGUCAGCGGCCUCGCCGACGCCAUGCUCGAUAGCGUCCCCCUCGUCGCCAUCACCGGCCAGGUCCCCCGCCGCAUGAUCGGCACCGACGCCUUCCAAGAAACCCCCAUCGUCGAGGUAACGCGUUCCGUCACAAAGCAUAACUAUCUCGUUCUAGAUGUUGAUGAUAUUCCUAGAAUCGUUAAUGAAGCGUUUUUCUUAGCCACUUCGGGUAGACCUGGCCCUGUGUUAAUUGAUAUACCCAAAGAUAUUCAGCAACAGUUUGCGAUUCCUAAUUGGGAUCAACCAAUUAGGUUACCUGGUUACAUGUCUAGGUUGCCUAAGUCUCCCAAUGAGAAUCAUUUGGAGCUUAUUGUGAGGUUGGUUAUGGAAUCUAAGAAACCUGUUUUGUAUGUUGGUGGUGGUUGUUUGAAUUCUAGUGAGGAAUUGCGGCGUUUUGUCGAGCUCACUGGUGUUCCUGUUGCUAGUACUUUGAUGGGUCUUGGUGCUUAUCCCAUUGCUGAUGAGAAUUCUCUUCAGAUGCUUGGGAUGCACGGGACUGUUUAUGCUAAUUAUGCUGUGGACAAGGCUGAUCUUUUGCUUGCGUUUGGGGUGAGGUUUGAUGACCGUGUCACGGGGAAGCUCGAGGCUUUUGCGAGCCGGGCUAAGAUAGUUCACAUUGAUAUUGAUUCGGCGGAGAUUGGAAAGAACAAGCAGCCGCAUGUUUCGGUUUGCGCUGAUUUGAAGCUGGCGUUGAAGGGGAUUAAUCACAUGUUGGAGAGCAGAGGGGUUGGGGGGAAGCUUGAUUUUAGAGGUUGGAGGGAAGAGCUGAAUGAGCAGAAGCGAAGGUUUCCUUUGAGCUAUAAGACUUUUGAGGAUGAGAUUUCUCCUCAGUAUGCUAUACAGGUUCUUGAUGAGUUGACUAAUGGGGAUGCUAUUGUGAGUACUGGAGUUGGACAGCACCAGAUGUGGGCUGCUCAGUUUUACAAGUACAAGAGGCCUAGGCAGUGGUUAACAUCCGGUGGUCUUGGUGCUAUGGGGUUUGGAUUGCCGGCUGCCAUCGGUGCGGCUGUGGCUAAUCCGGGUGCGGUUGUGGUUGACAUUGAUGGUGAUGGGAGUUUUAUAAUGAAUGUUCAGGAGCUGGCCACUAUCAAGGUAGAGAAGCUCCCGGUUAAGAUAUUGUUGUUGAAUAAUCAACACUUGGGUAUGGUUGUUCAGUGGGAGGAUCGGUUCUAUAAGUCUAACAGGGCUCACACGUAUCUGGGAGACCCCUCUAAUGAGAAUGCCAUAUUUCCUGAUAUGUUGAAGUUUGCUGAUGCUUGCGGGAUACCGGCAGCUCGUGUGACCAAGAAAGAAGACCUUAGAGCGGCAAUUCAGAAAAUGUUGGACACCCCUGGCCCCUAUCUUCUUGAUGUCAUUGUACCCCAUCAAGAGCAUGUCUUGCCCAUGAUUCCUAGCAAUGGAACCUUCCAGGACGUGAUAACUGAGGGUGAUGGCAGGACAAGUUACUGAUUUCCUGAGCAAAUUUAUCUUAUGGUUGUUUUGUAAAAAUAGUAAGCUAAUAGCUUCUUAAAUUUUGUAUUCAUGUUGGCAACUAAGAUAGGCUGCUUGUUUUUCCGUACAAUGUUGGUUAUUUUUGUUAAUUAUAUGUCUCUUUGGUUAUUUGGUUGAUUGUUACUGAAACAUUAUUAAAAUGUCUAAUGGUUACUUGGUGAUCAAAAUACUGCAAA
Glycine soja is the source of this 2258-nucleotide messenger RNA. Its product is annotated as acetolactate synthase 2, chloroplastic-like. Gene Ontology annotation, biological process: L-valine biosynthetic process. Bases 79 to 2040 code for a protein of 653 amino acids. The transcript has a single exon. The record is from RefSeq and is a predicted model, not a curated record. Gene Ontology annotation, molecular function: thiamine pyrophosphate binding; acetolactate synthase activity; magnesium ion binding. Gene Ontology annotation, cellular component: acetolactate synthase complex. NCBI's taxonomy places the organism in Eukaryota, Viridiplantae, Streptophyta, Magnoliopsida, Fabales, Fabaceae.